AUGGAGGUCCUUGUCUUUGUCCUCUUCGCCAUGUCCCUGGCAAUGGCUCCUCCCAUGGCCAUCGGCAUUCCCAACCCUGUCCAGACAGGCGCAGAUGCAUCACGUACGCUCUCUUUUCGGACGCCUGCGCCACCAGUCGAGCCACGCCAAUCAUGGGGUCAAACAAGUAACGAGAAGGGGGUGCAAGACGAUGACGUUAGGUUGAAGGCCCAUGGCGGCGAUGUUCCUGACAACAUUACCGAGAUUACCGACAAGUAUCUUUUCCGGCUAUCCAUCGACGAAUUCGAGGCCCAGAGGGGUCUUCGUCAACCCCCCGCUCUUGACUGGUCGUCCGACGAAUGCACAAAAUCACCCAACAGACCUCUGGGCUACAACUUCGUGCCUUCCUGUCAUCGUCACGACUUUGGCCUCCGGAACUACCGCAAGCAGGGAAGGUUGACCAAGACAACGAAGCGGCCCAUCGACGAUCAGUUCUACAAAGAGUUAGUGGCCACAAAGUCGAAUAUCCAUCGUCAAGUUAUCCUAAGCUAA
Messenger RNA from Diaporthe batatas, 531 nucleotides. RefSeq lists its product as uncharacterized. Bases 1 to 531 code for a protein of 176 amino acids. The transcript has a single exon. Gene Ontology annotation, molecular function: A2-type glycerophospholipase activity. Gene Ontology annotation, biological process: arachidonate secretion; phospholipid metabolic process. The record is from RefSeq and is a predicted model, not a curated record. NCBI's taxonomy places the organism in Eukaryota, Fungi, Ascomycota, Sordariomycetes, Diaporthales, Diaporthaceae.